GGCACCUUGAAGGCGCGUCCCCGCCAAAACGGCGUAUUUUAAAAAGACAUCCGCCAGGCCAGUCUUGCCGCCGUCUCAUUCACUCGCCAUUCGAGCAUCCCAGCAACUACCCCACCCCAUCCCGAAGCGCCCCGAGCGAGAAAAGCAACACGCGCAAUGCCGGCUUCAAGGCCCCCGCAGAAUGGCCCCGCCGCCGAGGGCGAGGGCGACGAGUUCGAGCCCGCCAUGCUGGACGAGGACGAGGCGCAAGAGGUGGUCGAGGCGGGCGACGACGACGGCGACGUGGCCAUGGACUCUGACGGAGAGGACGACAACGGCGGCGAGUACAACGGCGAGGGCGAAGAGGCCAUGACGCUCGAGAACGACAGCAUCGCCUACAUGGACCGCCACAAGGACUCGGUCUUCGCCAUCGCCCAGCACCCGCUGUACCCCCACCUCGUCGCCACGGGCGGGUCCGAGGGCGACGCCGACGACGCCCCCGGCAAGGGCUACGUGAUCGACACGUCGGCCGCCGCCCCGCGCCCGCGCCCCGUGCUGCCGCCCAGCUACAACGCCGACGCUGGUGCCGGCCCCGCCCCGCUGCAGAACACGGAGCUGGAGCCCAUCUUCGCCAUCGACGGCCACACUGACAGCAUCAACGCGCUGGCCUUCACCCAGCCGCGCGGCGAGUACCUGGUGAGCGGCGGCAUGGACGGCCGGCUGCGCGUGUACAGUGUGGCCGUCAAUGGCUCGACGGGCGCCGCCAGGAUCGCCUUUGUCGGCGAGUCGCAGGAGACGGAGGAGGUGACGUGGCUGGCGCCGAGUCCGUCGGCUGAGUACGCCAACACGAUCGCCUUCGGCGCGUCCGACGGCUCCGUGUGGGUGCUAUCCAUCGACGCGGCCGCCGAGCCGGCGAUCCAGAUCGUGCAGUCAUACUUUUUGCACACGGGGCCGUGCACCGCCGGUGCGUGGUCGCCCGACGGCCUGCUGCUGGCGACGGUCAGCGAGGACGGGUCGCUGCACGUGUUCGACGUGUGGGGCGCCGCCGCCGCCAAGUCGCUCGUCACCGACAACGGCCAGACGGUCGUGUCGCUGACCGAGGCCGACCAGCGCUUCGCCGUCGAGGGCGGCUUCUUCUCUGUCGCCGUCGCCCCCAGCGGCACCUUCCUCGCGGCCGGCGGCGCCGGCGGCGCCAUCCGCAUCGUCUCGCUGCCCCGCCUCACCACACCACAAACAUCAACAACAACACAAUCACAACACCGCGGCGGCUCCGCAACAACAAGCGACCAGUCGUCGCACGUGGCGGGCACGAUCCUGGCGGGCAUCAACACGCAGGCGGACAGCAUCGAGUCGCUGUCCUUCUCGCCGGCGCCACGAACACUUUUGGCGGCUGGCAGCGUAGACGGCAGCAUCGCCGUGUUCGACACGUCGCGGUCGUUUGCGCAGCGGCGGAUCGUGCGGGCCGCGCACGACGGCGAGCCGGUAGUAAAAGUCGAGUUCGUGCGGUCGGCGCCCACAGCCGCGGCUGCCGGCUGGCUGCUGACGUCGUGCGGGCUCGACGGCGUAGUGCGCCGCUGGGACCUGCGCGGCGCCACGCCGUCGCAGAACGCCGUGUCGGGUGCCGAGGCCACGGGGCUUGUCAAGGAGUGGCGCGGCCACCGCGGCGGCGGCGGCGAGGGCGGCGGCGUCCUCGGCUUCGUCCAGGGCGACACGGGCGAGCGCGUUGUUACCGCUGGUGAUGAUAGUGUUGUCUUGGUCUUUGAGGCGUGAUGCUCCCCUAGCAAGUUGCGUGCGGAUAUUAAAAACAAAAGACAAAGAAAAUAAAACUUGCAUGGAUGGAGCCGAGUAGCGACCAAAGCCCUGUGCGCUCUGUCUGCGGUGCGGUCUCGUCUAGAAGGGAAGGGGAAGGGG
Messenger RNA from Lasiosphaeria miniovina, 1890 nucleotides. RefSeq names its product WD40-repeat-containing domain protein. NCBI's taxonomy places the organism in Eukaryota, Fungi, Ascomycota, Sordariomycetes, Sordariales, Lasiosphaeriaceae. Bases 157 to 1749 code for a protein of 530 amino acids. The record is from RefSeq and is a predicted model, not a curated record. Gene Ontology annotation, molecular function: protein binding. The transcript has a single exon.